Molecule: messenger RNA, 3257 nt
Organism: Trematomus bernacchii (emerald rockcod)
Lineage: Eukaryota; Metazoa; Chordata; Actinopteri; Perciformes; Nototheniidae
Product: protein SMG7-like
Biological process (GO): nuclear-transcribed mRNA catabolic process, nonsense-mediated decay
Cellular component (GO): telomerase holoenzyme complex
Molecular function (GO): telomerase RNA binding; telomeric repeat DNA binding; protein binding
Source: RefSeq, a predicted model, not a curated record
CCGAGAUGAAGUGAAAACCAAGUGGAGCGUCUCAGAUUUCAUCAGAGCCUUCAUCAAGUUCCACGGCCACGUCUACCUGAGCAAGAGUCUGGAUAAACUGGACGCUCUGAGGGAGAAACUGGAGGAGCAGUUUCAGAAGCUCAUCCUGCAGAAGGCCUUCAGCUCUCAGCAGCUGGUUCACAUCACGGUCAUCAACCUGUUCGAGCUCCAUCACCUCAGAGAGCUGCCGUCUGAAGGAGGGGAGCCGAGCUGCAGCGAGCAGCCAAUCAGCUGGUUCCAACUGCUGGGGCUCUUCAUGUCCUUCCUGGGCGUCAUGUGCAGCCGAGCUCUGCUCAACAAGAGUCGUGGGGAGGAGAUAAUGGGCGAAUGUCCUCUUCCCGCCAUCAAAGUGUCUCUUGAUUGGCUCAGACUGAGACCCAGCGUCUUCCACGAGGCCGCCGUCGACCAGAGGACGCAUAUCUGGCCCUGGCUCGUCUCCAUCCUCAACAGUUUCCAGCCCAAAGAGGACGACGUGACCUGCCCCUCAGUGACGCCCCUGCCGGAGGAGUUUGAGCUGCAGGGUUUCCUGGCGCUGCGUCCCGCUCUCAGGUCCCUGGACUUCACUAAAGGACAUCAAGGAAUCCUUGUGGACCGGGACGGGCUGCCGCUGCAGACCCGCCACCAGAGGCUCAUCAGCCUGGGGAAGUGGGUCGCCGACAACCAGCCGGGUUUGAUCCAGUGCAGCGUGAGUGAAGAUGGUCUCCUCCUCUUCAUCACCGAUAUCCCCGAGCAGGCCAUCGAGGAGCCGCUGGAGAAAGAGAAGGAGGCGCCGGUUCUUCAGGAGUCGUCUAACGCCGAGCAGCAGCCCAACGACGGGUUAGGGAACUCCGGUUUGAAGUCUGUGCUUUCAGCGGGGAAGACGCAGAGCUCGUGGCCCGACGGUGGAGAACGGCCCGUCGUCACCUUCAAGGAAAACAUCAAACCCCGAGAGCCGAGUCGCAGUCAGCAGCUGAAGGACAGCGGGAAGGAGAGGCGAGACUUCAACAAGGGGAACGGGGUUGCUGCUGGGAAAACGGAGCCGAAGAGAGAGAGAGACGGCAAGAGGAAGAGCGAGAUGAAGAAAGCCCCGCACGAGAAAACAGCCGACGCCGGGAAACAGGUGAAGGCUCAGACGGAGCUGAGGAAGACUCCAGUGUCCGAGGCCAAGAAGACACCUGUCACUCAAACUCAGACCCAGACCCAGACUCAGUUCAUCCCCAUCCACCAUCCAGGAGCCUUCCCCCCCCUACCCAGCAGACCUGGUUUCCCCCCCUCUGCCUAUGUGAUCCCCCCCCCGGUGGGCUUCCCUGGUCUGCAGGUGAACCCCGGCUUCACCUUCUCCUCCGGGGUCUCCGUGCCCCCCUUCCUGCAGGCGGGGGUGCUCAGCCAGCAGGGGGUCCAGGGGGGUGGGAAGCCGUCUCACAUCCCCUACAGCCAGCAGAGACCCUCAGGACCCCCUCAGGGACCAGGAGCCUCGGGGGGGCAACAGCAGCUGCAGGUCCAGGCCAUGAACCAGAACCAGAACCACCAGCAGCAGCAGCAGAGCCCCACCAAACCAGGGGGGCAGCAGAUGGGGAAGAGCCCCCCCCACCACCCAGGGCUGCAGCAGUACAUGCAGGAGCAGCCGGCUCAGAUGUGGUCUCAGGCCCAGGCGGCGCUGCAGAAUCUGUCUCCGAUGCAGAUGUCCAUGAAGCAGCCUCCCCCCCCCCAGCAGGGCUUCUACAUGACCCCCGACCCCCUGAAGAUGUACGAGCACCAGCUGCAGCCCCCCGCCCCCCCCCCGCAGCUCUCCAUGGACAAGAAGAUGAAGUUCCCCAGCGUGAAGAUGCAGGACUUCUACUGGGAGCCGUCCUACAGGAUGGGAGAGGGGCUGGCAGUGAUGGCCGACCGCAUGAAGAGGGCCCCGCCGGGGGGGAUGUGCUCCGAGCAGGAGGGCCAACAGGGGCCCCGCGGACCCCCGUUUGAGCUGCCCAAUCAGAACCGGAUGGAGAGCGGCCCCGAGGUUGUCGGCCAAUCAUCUUCUCUGCUGCCUAUGUCUGGGUUCCCCAUGCAGGAGUACAACCAGAACAGCAUCUUCAGUCAGGCGUACGGGAAGAGCCUGCCUCCCAGCUCCAAGCCCGAAGCUCCCAUGAUGCACCAGGAGCCGUCGCUCUACUCCCUGUUCGAGGGCACGCCCUGGUCCCCCUCCCUCCCCGCCAGCUCAGAUCACUCCACCCCUGCCAGCCAGUCCCCCCACUCCUCUAACCCCAGCAGCCUGCCCUCCUCCCCCCCCACCCACAACCACGGAGCCAUGCCCUUCUCUAACUUCGGGCCCAUCGGCACUCCGGACAGCCGGGACCGCAGGGUAGUGGACCGCUGGAAGGCCGACAAGACCGGGUUCGGACUGGACUUCCUGCCAGCGCCGGCCUCUUCGGGGUCCGACAGCAGCUGGCAUCAGGCCCCACCCCCCGGCAGCUCCUGGGCCAAUCAGGAGUCUCCGAUGGAGGAGUCGUCCACAGUGCUGCUCGACAGCCUCAAGUCCAUCUGGUCCGGCUCCAUGCUGCAGACGGGCCCCUCGGCUCUGGAGCAGCUCCUCCAGCAGCAGAAGCAGAAGCAGCGCGGCGCCAUGAACCCGCCGCACUGAAACCCAGCCGGGCGGCGCCGAGAGUCGCAUCCAACGCACCCAACGGGAGGAGAGAGAACCGCCCAGUUUGACCCAAACCAGCUCCAACUCAAAAAUGGGAAAUUAAACCUUUAAAGCGAGAGAAAAGGUGGGAGGCUGGGGAGGCGAGGAGCCCCACGAGGACCGAGGACCAGAGGGCGGAAAUAUGAACAUUGAGGAACAUAUUCGCCCCCAAAACUCACCAUUGUAACCCCCAGAACUCACCAUUGUAACCCCCCAACUCACCAUCAGAGACCCCCCUUACUCCCCUGUUAAGGACAGAUUCCUCCCUCACAGAAAAAUAAAUAAAAAACCUAGUGGGCGUCAACAGGUCCGGUUUGAGCGCCUGUUUUUAGCGUCUCAGCCGCCGCAGAUUGACGUGAGGUGUGUGAGGGGGGGGGGGGCAGAAGGGGGGGGGGUCAGGUGAGGCACCAGGGGGGGGGGUCAACAUAGACUUUCUGAUCUCUUUAUUCAUUUUCAUUGCUGAGAAGGAGGAAGGGAGGACGGACCGGGUUGGGGGGUCGGCUAUAUAAAUAUAUCAGUCAGUAUAUUGCCAUAGUUGGACUUUUUGAGCCUGAAACACCCAGCCCCCCCCCCC